This is a messenger RNA of Melanotaenia boesemani (Boeseman's rainbowfish), 2523 nucleotides long. It is a transcript of the gene cfap36, whose product is annotated as cilia and flagella associated protein 36. The record is from RefSeq and is a predicted model, not a curated record. Gene Ontology annotation, cellular component: axoneme; ciliary base. The coding region runs from base 233 to 1495 and encodes 420 amino acids. Lineage: Eukaryota; Metazoa; Chordata; Actinopteri; Atheriniformes; Melanotaeniidae. The transcript has 11 exons.
GCGUCACCACUCUCUACUCUCAAAUUCAUGACUUGGCGUUUCUUCUGGGAGACAGUGCCGUCUCGUGAAGCGAGGGGAAAGAGCCACGGUGGACUUAUGGGGAUGUGUUGAUGAGGGACAAUUAACCACAUGUCUUUUCCGUUUGGCUGGACUGUGCAUUUUCGAGCUGCCGCGGAGCUGGAGCUGAGGAACAGCGUUGUGCCCGUGUUGUUGUUACCCAGCGUCGGUCAACAUGGCUGAGGAUGACAGUGAAUGGAUCGUAGAGAGCAUUGUUGGCUACCUGGGAAGUCCAGAAUGGGUCAUUCCUGUCACAGACUUCAUGGAAAACAAAUGCACAGUUUUUGACGAUGAGGAUGAAAACAAGUUAUCAUACACAGAAAUCCACCAGCAGUAUAAGAAACUGGUGGAGAAGCUGUUAGAGAAUUACAUGCAGGAGGUUGGCAUCAACGAGCAGCAGUUCCUGGAUGCAUGCACUUCUCCCUUUGCCAAGUCUCAAACUCUGCAGUCUAUGUUCCAGCCAGUUCUGGCUACGGAUGACUUCCAGAUGUUUCGUUCAUUGAUGGUUCAGAAGAACAUGGAGCUUCAGCUUCAAGCCCUCAGGGUCAUGAAAGAAAGGAAUGGGGCCCUCCCAGAGUGCCUGACAGAUGGUGUUGAUGUGAUGACCGAGUUGCAGCAGCAAGAGAUGAAAAUCCUUGAGGAGGUUCUCAAGAAGUCGAAAGAGGAAUAUGAUGAAGAAAUAUCCAGGAGGCUGCUACUAGAGGAGCAGAUUGGUUCUACGUCCAGCAGCUGCUCUGAUAAGCCAGUGGCAGAAAGCAGUGAGACCCAGAAUACUAAAUCUGCUCCCAACCAACAGACCAACACCCCCAAGGUUAACUGCAGUCCUGUCAAAAAAGAGGAGAGCAAGGUGGUUGCUGCAGGUGGUGGACAUGAGAAAAGCUCAGCUAAGAGCAGCACGUCUUCUAAACCCAAAUCAGAUUGUAGCAGUAACAGCGUGCAAUGCAAAGUUCUUCCAGCAGUCAGAGCUCCUGCAAAAUCUGAUGAGCCCUCCAGCACCAACAGUCCUCAUAGAAAAGAGCAGAGCAGCAGCCAGACUGCAGCUGAGUCCUACCUGGAGGAGGCACACAAGGAAGCUGGGUUCUCAAAGCCAUUUACUGAGUUAUCAGCAUCACAGCAGGAGGAGCUCCAGCAGAGGGCGACAUAUCUCCGCCAGCAGCGAGACAAGCUGCACGCUCUGAAAAAAGAACAGCAGAAAACCAGGCAGCCGUCCACACCAGAGGAAGCUCUGACCAACCCCACGCCAGCUCCCUCCACCACCCCGGAGGCAGUUGGGCAGUCCCAGAGGAACGGGACCAGUUCCCCUCCUCCUGCUCCUCCUCCAACACAACACUCUGCUAACUCCUCCAAACAGAAGGAAAUAUCUGCUGAAGAGAGGAAGAAGCUUCAGAAGAGGAAACAUCUGGCUGACAAGCUGAAGGAAGAAGUGAUAAAGAAAUAACUUCCUCUCCAAUGCAAUACUCCUCUUUUUAUCUUCUUUACUCCAGUAAUCAAAUGCACGGCUUCCUUUACACUGCCUCACAUUUUAUGUAACACAGAUCAGGGCUUUGAAAGAAACCUGUCUACACAGCAGAGGUGCAUCUUUUAGGAUUUGGAUAAACAGGCCAUUUGAGUAUUUAAAAAUCUAGUAGUUGGAGCUGUUGAAAGAGAGUUAAGAAAAUAUCCAUUUUAUUUGAAAUCUAAAACUUUCCUGACAUUUCACUGCAGUUACAACUAAGUGCACUAUAAUCAUUUUAACAGAAAGAUGAGUUUUAUUUCCAACUCAAAGUGCUAAAAAUCGCUAAAGCUAGAAUUCAGCUACUCGGUCAGGCAAUCAACAAUUAGCUCAUGUUUUAGCCAUUUUUCUGCAAAACAACCUACCUGAUGGUGUAAUAUGCAUAAGUCAUGAAGGGAAACAUUUCAGUUCAAACAAGAUUUUGCACAAUUGUCUUACAAAGUAAUCUGAAAGGGGCCAGAAAAAUAUCAAUGUUAUUACUUAUAUUACAAACAUUUCUCAAGUGUUUUAAUGCCAUUUUACUAUAAGCCAUGGAAUGAUUUAGGACACUAUCACAAGGUCACUUCUGUGUAGACGACCAUGGCUAUGCGAUGAAUCAGACUGUGGAAGAUUCAGCUGCUUCAAGUCUCAGCAAGUUAUGUGAGAUGGAUGAUGAAAGUACUUGACUGAGAUGGUAUUACAUUAAAGUGGUGGUAAUAUUAACUGGGAUAUGUGUACAGUCUUGCUGUCCACUUUCUUUCCCAGAGGGAAGAAUCUGGUACAUCUUUCACAUUGUAGCACCUCAUUUAUAAAGGUGAACAUGAUUAAAUGUUCAUAAAGGGGCCAAGAGAACGUUGUUGCUUUCCACGAGGAGUGCAGUAUUUAUCUUCAAAGCAAUCAGCAGUCUUCACUUAAAGCAAUCAAGAUGCACCAGUUUCUAUAUAUGUAAUAAAUGUUCUGUAUGCUGUUUAAUAAAUCAUAUUUUAUAGAAAUAA